Diaporthe amygdali is the source of this 5574-nucleotide messenger RNA. RefSeq lists its product as uncharacterized. Gene Ontology annotation, biological process: transmembrane transport. Gene Ontology annotation, cellular component: membrane. NCBI's taxonomy places the organism in Eukaryota, Fungi, Ascomycota, Sordariomycetes, Diaporthales, Diaporthaceae. The transcript has 8 exons. The record is from RefSeq and is a predicted model, not a curated record. The coding region runs from base 1 to 5574 and encodes 1857 amino acids. Gene Ontology annotation, molecular function: ATP binding; ABC-type transporter activity; ATP hydrolysis activity.
AUGUCGUCCUCAGACAACACUCUACUGCAAUCUCAGGCCCCGACCAGGCCAGGGGCCUCCGGGUCUAUCGAUGAUCGAGAGCGAGAAGCCUCACUGAAAAUGUCCAACCCAUCCGAUUCUGACCUUGCUGAAGACGACGAUGCGCAUUUUGCUCCCUUGAAGACGGGCACGGACUCUCGACCCAAUUUGCUACAGAGGAGGAGCAAUGUUCAGACUGAAGAAGACCUAUUCCGUGCGCUAUCGCGGCGUCGCACAGGUACCUCAGCUGCUGAGACGGAGGAUGAGGACCAUGAAAUCGAACGGCUGAUGUCACGAAUGUUCGGCAAGGCCCGGCAGGAGCAGAGUGAGGAGGAAAAGACACGACACUCGGGUGUCAUUUUCCGGAAUCUUACGGUCAAGGGUGCAGGUCUGGGUGCAAGCCUGCAGCCCACCGUUGGCGACAUCUUCAUGGGCCUACCGAGGUUCCUGAAGAAUUUGGUCACGAAAGGGCCCAAGGCUGCCACGGGGAAGCCACCUGUGCGGGAAAUUCUCAGCAAUUUCGACGGUUGUGUGCGGCCAGGCGAGAUGCUGCUCGUGCUCGGCCGCCCUGGCUCAGGCUGCUCGACUUUUCUCAAAACCUUUUGCAACCAGCGGGCUGGAUACGUUGAUGUACUCGGCGAUGUUACUUAUGGCGGGACAGAUGCGAAGACAAUGGCCAAGGACUUUCGAGGCGAAAUCAUCUACAACCCCGAAGACGAUCUCCACUAUGCGACACUAUCGGUCCGACGCACACUGACCUUUGCCUUGCGGACACGAACACCCGGCAAGGAGUCUCGACUGGAGGGUGAGAGCAGAAAAGACUAUGUCAACGAAUUCCUUCGAGUGGCCACCAAGCUUCUCUGGAUCGAACACACAUUGGACACGAAAGUUGGUAACGAGCACGUUCGUGGAGUCUCUGGCGGCGAGCGUAAGCGUGUCAGUAUUGCCGAGGCGCUCAUCACUCGCGCCAGUGUUCAAGGAUGGGACAACUCGUCAAAGGGACUCGACGCAGCAACAGCUGUAGAAUAUGUACAGGCUUUGCGAGCCUUGACCAACAUGGCUGAAGUAUCGACCGCGGUCUCGCUUUACCAGGCCGGUGAAAGCCUUUACAACCUCGUCGACAAAGUCCUGCUCAUCGACCAGGGCCAAUGCCUGUACUUUGGCCCUGCAGAUAACGCAAAGAAGUACUUCCAGGACUUGGGCUUCGACUGCCCGGCCCGCUGGACAACGGCGGACUUCCUGACCUCCGUUGUUGAUCCACACGAGCGUAGCGUCCGUCCAGGCUGGGAGGAUCGUAUCCCGCGCUCGGCUGUGGACUUUGCAGCCGUAUACAAGAAGAGCGAGGCGUACAGAAAGAAUCUCGCGGAUAUGGACGAUUUCGAGUCGAAGACUGCAGAAAAGCAGAGACAAAUCAGCCAAAACUCGUCCAAGGCGACUAAGAAGAAGAACUAUACCAUCUCGUUCUACCAGCAGGUCAUCGCGCUCACCAAGCGACAAUUCCUCGUCUUGCUUGGAGACAAGGCCUCGCUGUUUGGGAAAUGGGGUGGUAUCGUCUUCCAAGGUCUCAUUGUGGGCUCGCUCUUCUUCCAGCAGCCAAGCAACACCGCGGGAGCCUUCACAAGAGGCGGUGUUCUCUUCUUCAUCCUUCUAUUCAACGCCCUACUUGCUCUGGCGGAGCAGACUGCUGCGUUUGAGUCCAAACCCAUCCUACUCAAGCACAAGAACUUUUCUUUCUACCGCCCUUCCGCUUAUGCUCUUGCCCAGACAGUGGUGGACAUUCCAUUGGUUCUGACACAGGUUUUGAUCUUCGAUGUCAUCAUCUACUGGAUGUCUGGCCUCGCCGCUACAGCAUCCCAGUUCUUCAUCUCUCUGCUCAUCCUCUUCACGGUCACCAUGGCUACCUACGCCUUCUUCCGCGCGAUAUCGGCAAUCUUCAAGACACUCGACGACGCUACAAAGGUCACUGGAGUCUUCAUCCAGAUCCUGAUCGUGUACACGGGCUACUUGAUCCCACCCUCAUCCAUGCGUGUCUGGUUCGGCUGGCUGCGCUGGCUUGACUGGAUUCAAUAUGGCUUCGAGGCUCUGAUGUCGAACGAGUUCUACAGGCUGGAAAUGGAAUGCGUUGCGCCUUAUCUAGUGCCACAGGGCCCUGGUGUGCAGUCGCAGUACCAGUCUUGCACGCUUCAAGGAUCAACGCCGGGCUCUGACGUCGUAUCUGGUGCGGAUUAUAUCCAAGAAAGCUUCCAAUACUCCCGUAGUCACCUGUGGCGCAACUUCGGCAUCAUUUGGGCUUUCUUUGCCCUCUUCUUGGCGGUCACGAUGUUCGGCAUGGAGAUCAUGAAGCCGAAUGCCGGCGGAGCUGCUGUCACUGUCUUCAAGCGUGGCCAAGUCCCUAAUUCUGUCAAGGAGUCCAUCGAGACUGGGGGUCGGAAAGGCGGUGCCUUAGAUGAAGAGUCAGGUGCUGCCACAGGGAGUCCGAGCUCUGGUUCCGAGAUCGAUGUGGUCAAGGAGCGGGAAGAGAAGGACAAGAAGGCCAUGCAAAAUGUUGCCAAAAACGAGACAAUUUUCACGUUCCAGGAUGUUAACUACACGAUUCCAUUCCAAGGUGGUGAGAGAAAACUGCUUAAUGGAGUCUCUGGUGUUGUUCGGCCUAGGCGCCUCACGGCUUUGAUGGGUGCUUCGGGUGCGGGCAAGACUACAUUGCUAAACACUUUGGCUCAAAGAAUUGCUUUUGGUGUUGUGACUGGAGACUUCCUCGUCGAUGGCAGAAAGCUGCCCAAGUCAUUCCAGCGCGCUACAGGUUUUGCUGAACAGAUGGACAUCCACGAACCAACUGCAACAGUCCGAGAGGCGCUUCAAUUCUCAGCUUUGCUUCGCCAGCCCCGAGAGGUUUCAAAGGAGGAGAAGUAUGCUUACUGCGAGACGAUUAUCGAUCUCCUGGAAAUGCAAGAUAUUGCUGGCGCCACGAUUGGACAAGUCGGAGAAGGCCUCAACCCCGAACAAAGGAAACGGCUCACCAUAGGUGUUGAGCUUGCCUCCAAGCCAGAGCUGUUACUCUUCCUCGAUGAGCCUACGUCGGGCCUCGACUCCGGCGCUGCUUUCAACAUUGUCAGGUUUUUGCGCAAGCUAGCUGAUGCCGGCCAAGCUAUUCUCUGCACCAUUCAUCAGCCAUCCGCCGUUCUAUUUGAAAACUUUGACGAGCUCAUUCUGCUCAAGUCCGGCGGUCGCGUUGUGUACGCAGGCGAGCUGGGUAAGGACAGCCAAACGCUAAUCAAAUACUUCGAGUCAAACGGUGGACAACAUUGUCCGUCAGAUGCAAACCCAGCGGAAUGGAUGCUGGAUGUGAUCGGUGCAGGCAACCCCGAUUACAAGGGCCAAGAUUGGGGCGACACAUGGGCUUCAUCCAAGCAGCACGAAGCACAGACCCGCGAGAUAAACGAGAUUAACGAGAAGCGCCGUAACGUCGAGCACUCGAAGAACAUCCAGGAUGACCGCGAGUACGCCAUGCCUCUGACGACGCAAAUCAUUGCUGUUGUGAAGCGGGCCUUUGUGAGCUACUGGAGGAAACCGAACUACAUCAUGGGCAAGCUCAUUCUCCACAUCUUCACUGGCCUCUUCAACUGCUUCACCUUCUACAAGCUAGGCUACAGUACUAUCGACCUGCAGAGCAGGCUGUUCUCCAUCUUCAUGACCCUGACCAUCUCCCCUCCUCUGAUCCAACAACUCCAGCCUGUUUUCCUCUCGUCCAGGAACAUCUUCCAAUCGCGCGAGAACAACGCAAAGAUCUACUCGUGGUUCGCAUGGACCACCGGCGCCGUCAUCGUCGAGAUCCCCUGGUCGCUGUUCGCGGGCGCUGUGUACUUCAACUGCUGGUGGUGGGGCAUCAUGGGUUGGCGGCCUUCCUACCAGGGCUUCCCGUCCGGCUUCACGCUGCUGUGCGUGCUGCUGUUCGAGCUGUACUACGUCGGCUUCGGCCAGGCCAUCGCCUCCUUCAGUCCCAACGAGCUACUCGCCAGUUUGCUGGUGCCCGUCUUCUUCCUCUUCGUCGUCAGCUUCUGCGGUGUCGUCGUCCCCGCUGCCCAGCUGCCCUACUUCUGGCGCAGCUGGAUGUACUGGCUCACACCCUUCCACUACCUGCUUGAGGCGUUCCUGGCCGUUGCGUUGCACGACCAGCCUGUCCAGUGCAGCGAUAACGAGUUCGCAAGGUUCUCUGCACCCCCUGGUCAGACGUGCCAGGACUAUGCGGCCGGGUACAUCAGCCAGGCUGGUGGGUACAUCCAGGAUGCGAUGGAUGGCAGUGGCCUAUUACCCAUCAAUGCUAAGCUUUAUGGCAUCAAGGAUGCUGAUACAAAGCUCCCUGACAAGUCUUCUGGCUUCCUGAGCUCCGGAGCGGCUCCGGGCUUCGGGCGUCGGGCCCACAACCUUGACGUGACUUGGGAAACAAAUUUCCAAGAUUCUACCAUUUGGCACCCGUCAACGAUGGCAGACAUUAAUGACGGCCAGCCAAGCUCCACCACGGAGAACACCAUCGCUGGACCUACAGCACCUCGGGCGAACAUUGACACAAUGGACCGCAAGGCUCAUAGCCUCAAGGACAAGAAGCAGGAUGCGCCGAAGCCAGCCUUCAAAUCUCGCGAAGCUACCCAGCAGUGUCUCCUCCUGGCGAUACCCCCUGAGAUUCGCAAUAUGAUCUACAAGCUCUGUCUGUGCCACCCAGAAGACAUUGGAGACAAGAUGUCCGUCGGCAAGAAAGUUGUCCAGAGAGUUGGAGAGAAGGUCGACGGUUUCACUAUGGACCACCAUCACCCUGAUAAAAACCCUCUUCCGAAGCUUCAUGAGGCAUAUCAGUUCAGUGUCGCACCUACGACCGUGCGACGUAUCAAACAAUACAGUCUCCGAAACCCGGCUCUCAUGCGAACCUGUCAAGCCAUAUACAACGAGGCCGCCCCUGUCAUUUGGGGCCAGAGGUUCACCUUCGAUACGACCCGGGAGCUGCAAACUUUUCUUUUCUCCAAUGGCAGACUCGAUUUGGUCAGAGACAUCCGAAUAUGGCGUCUGACGCCCCUAUUGGGCAUCCACUACAUGCCUUCGGUCUGUGCCCUUCUUGUCGACAAGGUCAAGGGAUUGGAGCGCUUGGAGGUUGACAUGAGCGCUAUGCGCAGCGGCGUACAGCCUCAAUACGAAGCCUUUCGAGAUGAUGAGCAGGUCAUGGUGGCAGGUGUGAACCUCGGUUUCGACGUCUUUGCCUGCAUGUAUCCUUGGGUGACCCAGGUGGUACGCGACCACGGCAUUGAGAGACUGAUGAGCAUUCUCCAGGUGGUCAGAGAAAUUGGCUUGGGAGCUAAAGAGGCAAGCCGCAGGGUCCACGUUGCCUUUGUGGGCCGCGGGCUGUUGACUCCCGCACAAGUGGCAGUAGCAGAUGGUGCUAUGGCCAAGGAGAUUACCAGACUUGUGGAGGCUCGCGAGUAUGACAUGGAGUUGAGGAUGAGCAGGAAGGCGUGGACAGUGAAAUUUUGCCCGGGCUCUCACAUAGACAUCAAUUGUGCCUCUGGCUAG